UUCGAUUGAUUAAUUUAAUAUCCGAUACUGAUGAAAAUAGAAUUACAUGGAAGAUUCAACAAGCGGACUAAUCUGAUAUACACAGCAGGCAACGUACGAUAAGCCAUGAUCGAAACCGCCCCCAAACGCGUAUGGUAAUCCAACUUGGUUUCAACUACGCCAUGAAUAAAAUACCCGAGCGAAGAUCAGUGUUGUCACAUCAACGUUACUUGUAUGUUUUAAAAAUUGUGUUAGCUAACAAUAAGUCAUGAAAAUUUUUGGCAAAUUGUUUCGAAACAAAAGGAGACGACGUGAGAUAUCCAAGAGAAAGAGAAAAGUUAUGACGAAGAAAAAAAUUGUUGGGAAAACGUACAACGGAUUGCACCAUUUUCCCAAUGAUGAUUUUUUAUUUGGCGACAGUAAAAGGAUCUCAAAACGAGCUCGACGGAAACGCACGAGCGGAGAUAGAGGAUGGGAGAUACAUCAGGUCACCGUUACCAGAGUACCAGGAUAUGGUUUUGGUAUCGCGGUAUCUGGUGGUCGUGAUAAUCCACAUUUUACCAAUGGUGACCCAGCUAUUGCAAUCUCCGACGUUUUGAAGGCCGGACCUGCGGAAGGAAAGUUGCAGGUAAACGAUCGCAUCAUUUCCGCAAACGGAGUAUCGUUAGAAGGUGCCGAUUAUGGAGCAGCUGUCCGAGUUCUUCGGGACUCUGGAUCGACCGUUUUAUUGGUCGUUAAACGGAGAGCUUCGUCGAACUCAUCAACUUGCCAAGGCAAUUCUGCUCCGCAAACUCAUCGACUUACGCUCACGCGAAAUAAUAAAAAAGAUGAUUUUGGAAUUGUAUUGGGUUGUCGAUUGUACGUAAAAGAAGUUACGCGAGAAAAUAUUGGAGUUAAACCUGGCGAUAUAUUAACGCGAAUAAGCGGUAUUGCCGCUGAUAAUAUGAGUCUAAAGGAAGCAAGAAAGUUAAUGGAUCAAUGUAAGGAUCGUUUGUCCAUCGUUAUUACCAGAGAUUCUUCGUGUUGUCAUGUCCAACAACAAGUUAAAACUGAUAGCGGCGAGUAUUUGUCCGGUGCGAGUUACAGCAGUCAAAAUUUGUACGUUCCACCACCAACAAGACAACCAUUGGAAGAUAAAAGUAAUCUGGUUCCAAGGGGACGUUCAAGAGGUCCUUUAAUGGACGUUUCUUUGAGUCAAUUGGAUUUACCAGCUACACCAACAGUAGAUCCACCUAGACCACCACCACCAAGACCUGAAGAUUAUUACAGUUCCCGGAGGCAGAUGUACGAUGAGGACUCUAUUACACAACGAACGAAACAGCCAAUGCCGGAUCCACGAUUCAUUACCUUCCAAAAGGAAGGUUCGGUAGGGGUACGAUUGUGCGGAGGAAAUGAAACUGGCGUUUUUGUAACAGCGGUUCAAGCUGGAAGUCCGGCCUCUCUUCAAGGUCUUCAACCGGGUGAUAAAAUUUUAAAGGUAAAUGACAUGGACAUGAAAGGUGUAACCAGAGAGGAAGCGGUAUUGUUUCUUCUUAGUCUUCAAGAACAAAUCGAUCUGAUCGUACAGCAUCGACGUCAGGAAUACGAUCAAAUAGUUGCAUCCGGUAGAGGUGAUUCGUUUCACAUCAAGACACAUUUUCAUUAUGAACAACCUGAAAAGGGAGAAAUGAGUUUUCGCAGUGGUGACGUCUUUCACGUGGUAGACACUCUUCAUAAUGGAGUCGUAGGUUCUUGGCAGGUAUUUCGAAUUGGAAGAAACAAUCAAGAAGUACAGAAAGGUAUUAUUCCAAACAAAGCGCGCGCCGAGGAACUUGCUACUGCACAAUUCAAUGCCACGAAGAAGGAAUUAAGCGCUAGCGAGAGCAGAGGUAGUUUCUUUAGGAGAAGAAGAAGUAGUCAUAGACGUUCAAAAUCUCUGGGAAGGGAUCAUUGGGACGAUGUGGUAUUCUCCGACAGUGUCAGUAAAUUUCCAGCUUACGAACGAGUCAUUCUACGACAUCCUGGUUUUGUUAGACCAGUCGUACUUUUUGGCCCUGUCGCUGAUCUUGGUAGGGAAAAAUUACUUAAGGAUUUUCCCGACAAAUUUACUUCCCCACAAAUGGAAAGUCAAAUGGAAGACAGCGGUAAUAAAAAUACUAAAUCAUCGGGUAUAAUCCGUUUGAGUGCCAUCAGAGAAGUAAUGGAUAGAGGAAAACAUGCUCUUCUAGAUAUUACUCCGAAUGCUGUAGAUCGAUUAAAUUAUGCCCAGUUUUAUCCUAUUGUGAUAUUUUUAAAAGCUGAAACAAAACAAGUUAUUAAAGAAAUGAGAGCAGGUAUUCCCAAAUCAGCGCACAAAAGUAGCAAAAAACUUUUAGAACAAUGUCAGAAAUUGGAUAAAAUUUGGGGACAUAUAUUUAGCGCUGUUAUCACACUUACAACUCCUGAAGCUUGGUAUCGAAAACUUAGAGAACUGAUAGAUCGUCAGCAGCAGGGAUCUUUAUGGAUGAGCCAAACAAAGCCGGAAGAAGCCCUCUCGGAUGAUUUCCUAUUCCCGAUGACUUCUCGCCUCUCCUACGCUUCCUCUCCGGAGAGUGAUCUGGAAUUAAGCCCUGCACCAGCGCUUCCUGGGACAUUGGGUCCACCUAUACGCUUGAAAAGUAGUUCAGAUCCAAGUAUUGCUACUCAAGAUGAUACAACCGCACCUCCUCCAUAUUCUACAAAUUAUCAACAAUCUUUUGAACAACAUAAAAGAAGAUCACAAGGAGGUGCUGGAGAUAGCAAAUAUGGUUUCUCUUUAUCGGGACAAACGAGUAAUCAAUCUGGUUCUCCUGAAUAUCUCGGUACUUCAUUCGAACCUAGAUCUCCACAUCAUAGUCCUCCGGAUCUACCACCACGGAUCGAUCGAAAUAUUAAACCAACAAAUCAAACAACACGGGGAACGGUACGUUCUACGCAAGAAAGGCUCAUUAAUAAAACUGAUUCUGUUUUGGACGUUGGAAAUUAUAUAAAUGCAUCGCCUCAUAAAGUAAAUGCUACGUCAUCUCUUGAAAGGACACAAACAAAAACGGGAAGUUACGAUAGUAUGUCUUCAUAUGAUUCAUAUAAUAAUAAUACUAAUGGAAAUUCAAGUUAUGCUGGUGUUAAUCUGAAUACAUCGACCAAUCGUUUAGGCCCGAAUGUACCUGAUGACUUAAAAAGUAGUGGCAUGUCAGCUAGAGCCCAUGACCCAUACAGAUUUACAAGAUCUACAGCUCAACCUGUAGCUACACAAGAACCUCAAGCUACUAGAACAGAUUAUGCCAAAUAUAGCAGGACCACAGACUAUAAACCAAUAUCAAUUCCACAAAAUAAGCCAGGAGGAUCAUACAAACCCAUACCACCGCCAAAGCCCAAGAAUUACAGGCCACCCCAAACAACUUUAGUAGGAGAUGAAAAUAGUGGAAAUAAUAGUAAUAAUGGGAACAAUGGAAAUAAUGGAAACAAUGCUUAUCAGCACACGAAAAGUUAUUCUAUUGCCACUUCACACGUGCAUAAUGGAGUAGAAAAUAAUAGCAACGUUAGACGCAACAACAGUCAGUAUUAUUAUAAUAUUCCACCUCCCACUCGUCAUAAUGAAAAUAACCAAGUAAAUUCGCAUCAUAAUCACAGCCACAUAACUCCGCCAAUACAUAGUCAUAGCCUGAGUCAUACUCAUCCACACUCUAGUCCUCCUGUGACUUCUCAUUCUCAUUCAAAUAGUGCUGGUCAAAUAAAUCUCAGUUCCACGCAUAAUCGAAACAACAUUAAUCAUAAUGGUUUCAAUCAUAAUAACAGUCAUGGAAGUGGAAGCCAAACUUAUGCUUCUGGUAAUUCUACUCACAAUAGAGAACCUAAUGGUUUAGAUUUAGCUGGAAGCAGGGAGCAAAGAGGUAGUGCCUUUGAACUUUAUCGGAAACCGGUACAUCAUUAUAAUAUUAGAUAAGUAUAAAUUGUGUACCGCUAUAAAUAAUAGUAAUUACAAGAAUCACACAAUGAUAUAAAUAUAGAAAACCGUCUGCCUUAAAACUACCUCUGUAUAAAGAUUGGCGAAAAAAUAGUUAGCAAUGUAUUUUAUAUAUACUUAUUUUACAUAAUAUGUAAUAAACUAUAGAUUAAAAAAGUAUGGUGCGAUAGUGUCUGCUUUGAUAGAUCAUUAAAAGUCUAUCUAUAUAAAAUUUGUAUUUUAUUUUAAUGUAACAGGAAUAAUGGAAUAUUUCAAAUGAUAAUGUCAUUACAUUGAUUGUUAUUGCAUUUAAAUGGUAAACUAAUUAUAUAUAUAUAUAUAUAUAUGAAAAACUAUGACAUGUGAUAUAAUUAAAAUAACAUCGAGAGACAGAUAAUCAUUAUACUCUGUGUACACAUAUAAGUUUUAAUAUGUUUAUUUAUUUUGAAUCUAAAAUUCAAGAUGGAAAAUCAUAUAUAUUCUUCCAAAGAGAAAUCAAUUUUUUUUUCUUUUCUUUUCUUUCUUUUUUUUUUUUUUAUGAUAAAAUAUACAAACUAACAUAACUAAAUAAUUAUCUCUUAUAUAGAUCAUCAUUUUUAUAAUGUACUGAAUGAUCGCAUAAAUAUUGUUGUAUUGAAAAAUUAUAGAUAAAUAAAACCAUUAAAAUUUAUGUGAAGUUAGAGGGAAAUAAAAAAUAAAUAAAUAAACCAAAAAUUAAAAUUAUUCUCCGACAAGUAUUAAAAUGAUUUAUUCUGUUUAGGUGUUUAUAAAUUGAUAAAAAAACAAUUGCAUUACAUAGUGUCGAUGGACGCAAUAACUAGCCACUAAUAUCAAUUGAUAAUUGGUGACGUUGUAUUGUUUCUUUUAUAUUUGAAUGAGAAUUGAUUAAAUUAGAAGUAACGAAUCUGAUAUAUUUCCUAACUGUGUUCCAAAUCUAUUUAGCUCUCUUAUAGAAAUGUUCUAUUUAAAUCAACAAUAACUAUUUCUCCUUUCGCAAAUAAAUUCUAUUUUAAUAUUUGUCAUUUAUUAUAUUGAGUCUUACAAUCAAGCUGAUAUAUAUAUAUAUAUAUAUA
Messenger RNA from Vespa velutina, 4992 nucleotides. RefSeq names its product tight junction protein ZO-2 (gene pyd). The transcript has 17 exons. Bases 248 to 3919 code for a protein of 1223 amino acids. Gene Ontology annotation, molecular function: cell adhesion molecule binding. Lineage: Eukaryota; Metazoa; Arthropoda; Insecta; Hymenoptera; Vespidae. Gene Ontology annotation, biological process: cell-cell adhesion; protein localization to cell-cell junction; cell-cell junction organization. The record is from RefSeq and is a predicted model, not a curated record. Gene Ontology annotation, cellular component: plasma membrane; bicellular tight junction.